Messenger RNA from Macadamia integrifolia, 2344 nucleotides. Its product is annotated as protein tesmin/TSO1-like CXC 5. The transcript has 9 exons. Gene Ontology annotation, biological process: regulation of DNA-templated transcription. Gene Ontology annotation, cellular component: nucleus. Lineage: Eukaryota; Viridiplantae; Streptophyta; Magnoliopsida; Proteales; Proteaceae. The record is from RefSeq and is a predicted model, not a curated record. The coding region runs from base 257 to 2056 and encodes 599 amino acids.
GCCAUUAGCUUCUCUUCUUCUCUUUCCUUCUUUCAAUUUUCUCUGUCAAAACAAAAUUUCUCUGCAAAAUCUUCUGUUUUUGCAUCAUCUGUAGUCAUUAAUCCGUCGGUUCCGAUCGAGGUUGCUGGUUUCUCUGUUUUCUGAGACGAUUACAGGCCGACAUUUGCCGGAUUUCAGGGGGUUGAGAAGCAGCUCCGUGACGGCACGGUUCCAGAGUCCUUGUAAUUUGUUGCUCUUCGAUCUUUGAGCGGUUCCGAUGGAGCAAGGUAAAGGCGGGGAUUUCCCGCUGAAAAGGCUCCAAUUGGUUACAACGGCGACACUAACGCCUACCUCUGAACCACCGAAGAAGCUCGCGAGGCAGCUGGAUUUCACGGCUUUUACCAGUGCAUCGGCAGGUACAAUCUUGCCGGAGAACCCGCAAUCUCACCAGCCAUCGCAGCAACAGCAGACAAUAACACUGCCACCACUUUCAAAUCAACCAGCUCCGCUACCAUCGCAACCGCAGGACAACAAUCUUCAGCCUCCGCCUCCCCCUCGACAUUCGUUGCCACUCUUAAAGCCGGAGUCCCCAAGAUCACGAUCACGACCUAACAUUGAGAUAAAAGAUGGUACACCAAAGAAACAGAAACAAUGCAAUUGCAAACACUCCAGAUGCUUGAAGUUGUACUGUGAGUGCUUUGCUUCUGGAAUCUACUGUGAUGGGUGUAACUGUGCAAACUGUUGUAAUAAUGUUGAGAAUGAAGCUGCCAGGCAGGAGGCUGUUGAAGUUACUUUGGAGCGGAACCCAAAUGCAUUCCGGCCAAAGAUUGCUAGCAGCCCACAUGGAACCCGAGAUAGUAGGGAGGAGGCGGGGGAGGUCCCAAUUGUGGUAAAGCAUAACAAAGGAUGUCACUGUAAGAAAUCAGGAUGCCUCAAGAAGUAUUGUGAAUGUUUCCAAGCUAACAUUCUCUGCUCCGAAAAUUGUAAGUGCAUGGACUGCAAAAACUUUGAAGGCAGCGAAGAGAGGCGGGCUCUGUUUCACGGGGACCAUAGUAAUGCCAUGGCCUACAUACAGCAGGCGGCCAAUGCUGCCAUUACUGGGGCUAUAGGGUCCUCUGGCUAUGGGUCCUCUCCUGCAUCAAAGAAGCGAAAAAAUCAGGAUAUUUUAUUUGGGACAGCAGCCAAAGAUCCAUCUAUUCAUAGGCUUGGGCCUUUCUCACAGGGGAAUAAUGCUAAAGCUUCUGAACCCUCUUCCUCCUUUCCUUCUGUCCCUGUUCCUCGUGCUUCCAACCCUGCAGUAAUGGGCUCCUCAAAAAUUUCAUACAGGUCUCUGCUAGCUGAUAUUAUUCAACCCCAGGACGUGAAGGAACUCUGCUCCCUUUUGGUUGUAGUUUCAGCAGAAGGUGCCAAGUCACUUGCAGAUAAGAGAGAUGUGACAGUCAUUCGAGCAGACAGAGAAGAUCAGAUGGAGAGUUCGCUUGCUUCUUCCACUCAAGAAAAGGAGGAAAGCCAGAAAGAACCCAAUGUUGAGAAAGUAAUGGUUGAUGACCGCUCAAGUGGGAAUCAAGCCGAUAAAAUGGGCACAGAUGAUUCUGGAUCAGAUGGUGCAGAUGCUCAGAAUGGAAGGCCAAUGUCCCCUGGGACACUUGCACUGAUGUGCGAUGAGCAAGAUACAAUGUUCAUGGCAGCUCCUUCCCCUAAUGGAGCAAUGUGCCAUGGACGCAAAACAUCCCUGUGGUGGCCUUAUCGGCAGGACAUGUCUGAGAUAUACGUGGAACAAGAAAAGCUUGUCUUGACAGCAUUCCGGGAUUAUCUUCGGAAGAUAACUACUUCUGCACAAAUUAAAGAAACAAACUGUUCUUCGUUGGCCAGAUCAAUCGAAACUGGGAACCAACAUGAACCUGUUGUGAAUGGUAUUGUAAGGUCGCCUGUUCCAGUCACUGCUGAAAUAUCUAAGACGUCAAGUGCAGGUGCUGCGGCUCCUGCUGCUGCUACUAAUAAUAACGGUCAACUUCCGAUGGUUGGAGGCUCCACUGAAAAUGGUGAUAUAAAGCCAAAGAUUGAAAAAGAUAUAUAAAGAAGGUUGCGUGAGAGGGGUAGCCGGAUAAGGUGCAAAGCCCAUAUUAGUGCAUCUCUCUAAUAUAUGGGCAUCUGUUCAAUCAUGCGGUCGUAAAUUAUAGGAAGAUGGGUCCCUUAGAUUUGAUUAUGAUUGAAGAAACAAUCAUCGUCAGAUCCAUUUUUGGGGUGGUCAUUAUUAUAUUUGAUGUAUUUCUCUUUGCCCCAUUUACAGGUACGGUGGUUGAGUGAGCAUUGUAGAAUUUUCAAUAUUAUUUUCUACGAAAUUCCAUUGAUUAUUUGUACAAAA